This is a messenger RNA of Camellia sinensis, 1589 nucleotides long. NCBI's taxonomy places the organism in Eukaryota, Viridiplantae, Streptophyta, Magnoliopsida, Ericales, Theaceae. The record is from RefSeq and is a predicted model, not a curated record.
UGUAUCAGCAUAUGAGAGAGAGAGAGAGAGAGAGAUCACCAGUAUGGCCACCCUAAAAGUUUCAACUCUUCUAUUUUCUUCUUCUUCAUCUUCAAGCCCUUUAUCUUGUUCUUCAAACAGAAUAAAUGCCGCCACACAUAAUUCAAAGCUUAGAAGAGCUUGUAUUUCCAGUUCAAAUCUUCCAACCAAAAACUUGGUACAUGAAUUCAAUAUAAAAAAUGGAAUAUUCGCAACCACAACCACAAUCACAAACACAAUCCUAUCUAAAAGCGAUGAAACAACUUGCCCGACAAUAGUCGAUGAACCACCUCCACUGUCCACUGACAUUUCCACUGCCAAGCUUUAUGCAAUCUUAGAAGCCAUAGCUGACAGAGUAGAAAUGCACAAAACCAUCGGUGAACAGAGAGACAACUGGAACGCCCUUCUUCUGAGCUCUAUCAACACAAUCACUCUCUCUGCCGCGACCAUGGCAGGACUUGCAGCAAGCAAUACUAUUGCUGCCAUUGGAGUGCCACUUUUUGCUUUUAAAUUGUCAUCAACACUCUUGUUUUGUGCAGCCACAGGGAUGUUGAUGGUGAUGAACAAGCUCCAACCAUCACAACUUGCUGAAGAACAGCGCAGCGCUGCCCGGUUGUUUAAGCAAAUCUAUGGAGAAAUUGAAAUCAUUCUGGCUCUUCGCGACGUCAAUCAAAAUGAUGUCAAUGAGGCAAUGGAGAAGGUUUUGGCACUUGACAAAGCAUACCCACUUCCCUUACUUGGAGUCAUGCUUGAAAAGUUUCCUUUAACAUUUGAGCCUGCUAUUUGGUGGCCAUCAAAACAUGCCCAAAAUGAAAGAAAAGUAUAUGAAGAAAGAGAGGUUAAUUGGGAGAAGAGAGAGAGAAAUGGAUGGAGUGAGGAGAUGGAAGUGGAAAUGAAGGAGAUUGUUGAAGUAUUGAAGAGAAAAGACAUUGUAGACUAUGUGAGAUUAGGUAACUUGGUGUUAAAGAUUAACAAAAUAUUGGCCAUUUCAAGCCCUAUUCUCACUGGUGUUGCAGCUGUUGGGGCAUCUUUUUCUCAUGGACCAGUGGCGGUUGUUGCCGCAGCUUUAGCAAGUGUAGUUAACACAAUAGAGCAUGGAGGGCAAGUUGGGAUGGUGUUUGAGAUGUACAGAAACUCUUCAGGCUUCUUUGGACUUUUGCAGGAAUCAAUUGAAUCCACACUUGAGAGAGAAGUGGAAAAGAGAGAAAAUGGAGAACUGUUUGAGAUGAAGGUGGGUUUGAAGUUGGGAAGAAGCUUAUCAGAGCUUAGAGACCUUGCUUCCUCAUCAGCCUCGUCGCAUAUAGAUGGAAACUCCAUUGAUGAAUUUGCAAGCAAGCUCUUCUGAUUGUGAAUACAUAUACUUUUUAUUUUUUAUUUUCUAUUUUAGAAGUUGUUGUAUAUAAUGUAUAGUUAUGUGAAAGGAUAGCUUCACGUUGUUUUGGAAAGUAGGUUAAAGGUUGGUUCUUUAAUUUUUUUUAAGUGUGUAAAAAAAUAAAGGAAUGAUAUAAAAUCAAAAAAUCAAAAAAACUGGUUUUAAUCUCUUUGUCAAAGGAAGCUGUUGUUAACCUCUU